GUGUUAAUAUCCUGAGAACUGAACUUACCCAGUAUCUUCUGAUGAUUUAACUACACAACGCGUUUGUAAGUUAAAAGUGCCAAUCAUUGCAUUACGUGGAACGUUGCUGACGCUGAGAAAAUCGUUACAUAAUAUGAGAAAUUAUACAUGUCAAGAGCUACAGAGUCACUUUUCUGUUGAAUCAAGCGAAAUCAAUUUGGACAAAAUUCUGGCAACAGGCCAAGUUUUCAGAUGGCGGAAGUUUGAGGACACUUGGUUUGGUGUUAUCAGAAACAAAGUAUGGGUUCUACGACAGGACAUGUCUGGAAUUCAUUACACAUUCCAUCUUGUGUAUGAAGAAAAUGAAAAGGAAAAUGUAAAUGUGAAGCCAGUUGACGAGUUGUUUGAAUACUUCAACCUCAACCACAAACUAUCAGAGAUAACCAAACCAUGGAUAUCAUCAGACAAACACCUCAGCUCGCUCCUCACAUCACACCAGGGCCUCAGACUUAUCAGGCAGGACCCUUACGAGUGUUUACUGGCCUUUAUAACGUCCUCCUGCAACAACAUUCCCAGAAUAUCUUCCCUCAUGCUUAAACUCUCUCAGCUUUCCCAGCAUAGUGUCACAAUUAAUGACACUCAGUUUCAUAGCCUCCCCGAUAUCACUAUUUUCCAGAAACCAAACACUGAGCAGAAAUUGCGGGCGCUAGGGUUCGGCUAUCGUGCAAAAUACCUGGUUUCAGCAAUGUGCGAUGUUUCAGGACGAGGAGGAUUGGAAUGGCUGGAAUCUCUGAGGCAUGUGGAGUUGAGUGAAGCUCGGAAAGAGUUGAGCGAACUUGCUGGAGUGGGCCCUAAAGUUGCUUCUUGUGUGUGUUUGAUGUCCCUUGAUAAACACGAUGCCGUCCCCAUUGAUACCCACAUUUAUCAAGUCGCUGUUAAGUACUAUGGAAGACCAAAUAAAUCUCUAACACCAGCACUACAUAACUCUAUCGAGAAGUUCUUCCAAACAAAACACGGACUGUUUGCUGGCUGGGCUCAAGGAUAUCUCUUUUACUCCAACUCUAAAAAAGAUGUCAAACCUAAAAAAGUUGUCCUAGAGAACGACUCCAAAACAGAUGUUAAAUCUAAAGAAGUUACUCUCAAGAAUAGCUCCAAAAAAGAUGUCAAGCCUAACAAAAUGACUGUCAACAACAAAAACAAGAAUAAAAACGUAAACCAGAAAAAUAAACCAGAAAAACGACCUGUUGAUACAAAUGGUACGAAUUGUGAGGUAAUCAUUGAUCUCGAUGGCAAUCUUACUAAGGUUUUACCGAGAACAAGGUCAAAGAGAACAAAAUCUUAAGGUUAAUUUAGGUAUCUAUUUUUACAUUGAUAGGCAAUGCAGUUGGCUUUUAUAUAUUUGAAUUUUGAAAUUGAAGUUUUGAUGUUUUUACCAAGCUUUAUCUCGUUUCAUUCAAGUUUUUCUCAUCUCGUAUUGGGAAGAAUUAUAUUAUGUGAACUAACCGAAUUCAACUGGAUUAUUAUUUCGA
Molecule: messenger RNA, 1508 nt
Organism: Bolinopsis microptera
Lineage: Eukaryota; Metazoa; Ctenophora; Tentaculata; Lobata; Bolinopsidae
Product: N-glycosylase/DNA lyase-like
Exons: 2
Coding region: 134-1321 (395 amino acids)
Biological process (GO): nucleotide-excision repair; base-excision repair, AP site formation; base-excision repair
Cellular component (GO): nucleus
Molecular function (GO): 8-oxo-7,8-dihydroguanine DNA N-glycosylase activity; damaged DNA binding
Source: RefSeq, a predicted model, not a curated record